AUGCUUUCUAAGAUAGCAGCAACUCUAUCCUUUUCUCAUAAAGAAGAACAAGACGUCAUAUUGCCAUCUCCUCCUUUCGACGAGAAACAAAUUCGUAUCUUAAUAUUUCAAGAAGAUCAUCAUGGACAAAAGUCGUUACUGUUAGAUACUGGAAAGAAUGGUAGACGUUUCCCCUCAGAUGGCAAUCAAGGCAAUCAAAUUAAUUCCGAUAUUAAAAUGUUUAAAGAAAUUAUGUUUGGUUCUGUCGCCGUUAAAAUUGACAAAACCACUGUAAAAGUCCACGAAAUUAGAAUACCUCCACAACUAUUAGUAACCAAAGUAUUUACGUUGGAUAGAAUUGAUAAUAAAGCUGACGAUACGUCAUCUAAAUCGUCUUAUGCAAGAUCAAGUCUAGAUGAACUACGCGUCAGUUCUCGACCCCUUACUUCAAAGUCCAUGUCGACUUCCAUACUCAGACAAGGUUUAAUCAAUAUUCCUGCUCGUACCGGUAGACGUGAUUCUGGAUUUGGCGAAUCAAGCUCUUUGAAAGGUAGCUAUUUAUUUUACCCGCAGUCACCGGCUACCUUUCACGGAAGCUACCAGCGUAGACUGUUCCGCAAUAAGUCCACAAGUCUCGAAUUUGGAUUCUCAGAAGACAACUCGCAGAUACAAGAAGCAGAAAAUUCUCCAAAUUGUUCUAAUACUAGAAGAAGAAAGCUUAAAUUAGCCGUUGGAAUCAUAUUUAACUUGUGGGAUGAUAGUAAAGAAAAUGCCUGUAAAAUUAAGUCCUUCAAGAGAUUUUUCUUUUCUCAUUUUAUGGUAUUGGAAUCCCAUAUUAACCGACUUAAGGAAAUUAUUAAUAGAAACUUUGAUGACAAAUCUAACUUUUAUGCGAUUAUUACUGAAGCUGUUACCAAAUUUAAGAAUACGGUAUGCCAGUUAUAUUCUGCUAUUCGUAUGCCGGAACCGGUGUGGCUUAAUUUACUAGCUAUGAAUAAUCAACGAGACGAAAUAUGUUCGCGUUUUGUGGAUACCUUAGUACAAAUGGUCGAAAGAUUUAAUGAACCGAAAUAUAAUUUUUUCAUUUCAAAGUUAAUCACCGCUGUCCUACGUCAUCACCUUGCGUGGGUCUCUACAGUUGCUCCUGAUGAAAAAUCGCCCUAUCCGUCCUAUUAUGAUAAACGUUUUUCUGUAUCUUUGAACGAAUUGGCGCGCUCGCUUCCUUACAAUCCAGUGUGGGCUCAAUUAGGUGAUCUCUAUGGUAGUGUUGGCUCAGAUACCAGAAUAUGUCGAACUAUUGUUGUUGGUAAAAACGCUCCGGUAGUGAGGAAUAUAUUAUACCUUUUAAGCUACUUUAUCAGAUGUAGUGAAAUUUACGAAGACGAUGAAAUUACCAUUGAAUGGCUUAAUGAAAUCGAUGAUGAGAGAACUUUGAUUGAUGCCGAAUGCAAAGAAAAGAAAGCUCCAUUACUCAAACUAAGAGCUUACUCUGAAAACUGCAUUCAUGAAAUUGUCAAGAAUCCGGUUAAAGAAAAACCUUUAAAUGCUGCGGAUGCUGCCAUAGAGUUAGCAGAAAAAAUGAUAGCAGCCAACAGUACUAUUGUUGAGGAUACAGAGUUCGAAAAAAUUACAGGUAGAGCUAGAUGUCAGUCUGCAGGCGGUGAUACAUCUUCAUCAAAAGAUAGUCAAGAUAAUUCCUCAUUGGAGGGAGCUGAAUCUGACGAAGAUGUCGACGCUCUAUAUGACGGAUUUAAGGAAAUUCCAUUACCAAAAUGUUCGGAGACGCAUUUUCAUCAUAGCUUUAACUUUGGACGCUCGUUCUUAGCUGAUUACAACGACGAGUAUAUGCCAGAUUUCGUUUUGCAUGGAACUCCAGCAAUGAAUUUUAAGGAGAAGAUGAUAGAUGACUUAAAACAUUCUGUUGAGUGUUCGGCUUUAGAUGAAGAAAUCGCUGAAUCUGUAUGUAUUGUUGCGGACACAGAUACAUGGUCCUGUGAAAUGUAUAUUGCCAACAACAAUGAUGCAAGGAAUGAAGUAGCAAGGAAAGAAAUAUCCGCAUCCCCGCUUGUUUCUGCAAUGUUAAAUUCUGUAAAAAAUCUUCGAAAAUUAUUUCCUCCUUACUUUUGCAUGAUGCAUUUAGAGGAUUGUCUAUCAGAAAUAUUUCUCAAAAGCACGGUCUUAUCUCAAUACAUCACUGCUAACGCUAGUAUUAAAGAGGAGCAAAUAUCUAGGCAUUUAGGGUUUGACAAGGCUGAUUUGCCGUUACUCUACGCCGUCGCGAAAGCUGGUCCUCAGAUGGCAUUCUAG
This is a messenger RNA of Trichoplax adhaerens, 2286 nucleotides long. RefSeq lists its product as uncharacterized. The record is from RefSeq and is a predicted model, not a curated record. Gene Ontology annotation, molecular function: ATPase inhibitor activity; protein-folding chaperone binding. NCBI's taxonomy places the organism in Eukaryota, Metazoa, Placozoa, Uniplacotomia, Trichoplacea, Trichoplacidae. The transcript has 21 exons. Gene Ontology annotation, cellular component: cytoplasm. The coding region runs from base 1 to 2286 and encodes 761 amino acids.